This is a messenger RNA of Eruca vesicaria subsp. sativa (arugula), 750 nucleotides long. Lineage: Eukaryota; Viridiplantae; Streptophyta; Magnoliopsida; Brassicales; Brassicaceae. The record is from the annotation of a GenBank genome assembly.
AUGGCUCCUGUAGGAUUACCUCCAGGCUUCAGAUUUCAUCCAACGGACGAAGAACUCGUAAACUAUUAUCUGAAAAGAAAGAUCAGUGGACAAGAAAUCGAGCUAGAUAUAAUCCCUGAGGUUGAUCUCUACAAAUGUGAGCCAUGGGACCUCGCAGAGAAGUCGUAUCUACCAAGUAGAGAUCCAGAAUGGUAUUUUUUCGGGCCACGUGACCGGAAGUAUCCAAAUGGGUUUAGGACGAACCGAGCAACGAGAGGUGGAUAUUGGAAAUCGACUGGGAAAGAUCGGAGAGUGACGAGUCAAAGCAGGGCGAUUGGGAUGAAGAAGACUUUGGUUUACUAUAGAGGAAGAGCUCCUCAAGGGACCCGUACGGAUUGGGUUAUGCAUGAGUAUCGUCUAGAUGAUAAAGAUUGUGACGAUCCCUCUUCGCUCCAGGACUCGUAUGCAUUAUGUCGGGUGUUCAAGAAAAACGGGAUAUGUUCGGAGUUGGAAACAGGACAGCAAUUACAAACGGGACAAUGUAGCUUCACCACAGAAUCAAUGGAGAUCAGUUCUUGUAAUAAUAAUAUUAAUUAUAAUAAUGAUUAUGAGACAAUGUCUCCGGAAGUUGGAGGUUCCUCCGCCUGCGUAGAAGACGUCGCCGACGACAAAGAUGAUUCUUGGAUGCAAUUCAUCACAGAUGACGCAUGGGACACGUCGUCAAACGCUGCAGCUAUGGGACAUGGUCAAGCGGUUUAUAUUGACUACUGA